AAUAUAACCCAAUCUUACACGGUACAUGUGUUGUGUGCCAGCAGUGAGAGGAAAGAGACUACCCAAAACCAGUUUUUAUCGUUAUUUUUACCAAAUGUUUACGAGUUUUGAAUAAGGUUUCGGCGGCCUUUAGGCCCGAGUAGCAUGCUAACCCACUAACGCUAGCUUAAAUAGGGAAUCAUUUUAGUGCUGUAGCUUUCACGUUAGCUUCCAAAUCCGAGCUGCUCCUACUAGCUAACGAUAGCGGCUUGGUGUUUCCACUAAGGCUCGCUCAAUUGCUUUCAUAUUGGAUUUAACCUUUGGGUGAACUAUUCGAGUAUAUCAAACGAAUGCACUUGCUUAUAUCCCUUAGUUGUGAACAAUGUCUGAACAAGAGUUGGAUGAUAUUGUGCAGAUAACAGUUGAAGACUUUAGCCACGAUGACCACACAGAAAUGCUAGACAAUCAUGAAGACAACGACGACAAGCCUCACAAGAAAAAGAGGAAAUUGAGCAACAGCCAGGAGAGUAACACUAGUAACCAAGACAUAUCUUUUAUUAAGAACCUAUUGGUCUCAUUCACUGCAUCAAUCAACCAACGACUAGAGGGAAUUGAGUCAAAGUUACAGGCUCUGGAUACAACAUGCAAAGCCCUUGGACGCAAACUGGACAGCUUGAUGCCCUGUGCAAAGAGUCCUAUUCAGGUCCCUAUGAUCGCAGGGUCUCCUCAGGGGGCCACUCAGACUUGGAACAAAGUGCGAUGUGUUGUUCCUCAAACAAAUGUGAUAGUGAGCAGUGAAAACCCAAAGGGCACUAGCCAAGAAGACACCCCACUGGAGAACCUGCUCAGCAACACGGUGGCCAGGAGGCGGCAGAACACAAUCUUAGUAAAGGUUCCAGGUCACGAAGAGAGCCAGGAUGAUCAAGACAGUGGCUCAGAGGCCAGUGACUCUGUUUCAAAUGGGGGAAGUUCCAGCAACACGCCAAAUGUCACAUUCAUCACACUGAAUUCAGAAGAGGAUUACCCAGCAGGCACCUGGUUGGGAGAUGAAAACAACCCUGAGAUGCGAGUCCGUUGCCCGGUGUCUCCAGCUGACAUGAUCCACAUCACCUCAAACUGCCGCACGCCAGAGAAAAUGGCCCUGACGCUGUUGGACUACUUGUUCCAUCGGGAGAUUCAAGCAAUGUCAAACCUCUCAGGCCAGGGCAAACACGGCAAGAAGCAGCUGGACCCACUCAUGAUCUUUGGCAUUCGCUGCCACUUGUUCCAUAAAUUUGGCAUCUCUGAGUCAGACUGGUACCGCAUCAAGCAAAGCAUCGACUCGAAGUGUCGCACUGCCUGGAGACGUAAACAGCGGGGUCAGAGUCUGGCUGUCAAGAGCUUCUCUAAACGCACACCUCGCUCUACAUCUUCAGAGGGAGGCCUCACAGAAGAAACGGGCCACAUUGAGACCGCUACCCAGCAAACUUUGCACUACACGCUCGCCAACCAGCAGGUCCAGUUUCACCGUAUUGGUGAGGAUGGACAAGUUCAGGUGAUUCCACAGGGUCAGCUGCACAUUGCCCAGGUGCCACAAGGAGAGGAGGUGCAGAUCACACAGGACAGUGAGGGAAACCUUCAGAUCCACCAGGUUCAUGUUGGUCAGGAUGGACAGGUGCUGCGUGGUGCUCAGCUCAUAGCUGUGGCAUCAGCUGAUGGAGGGGCUACAGCAGUUGAGGGCUCCCCACUCCCUCCUGACAUCCAAGUGCAAUACGUCCAACUAGCACCUGUCGCUGACCAUACAGCCACGGUACAGGCUGCUGAGCUGACCCCGGCCCUGCAGGCGGACAUGGAGGUGAAAGAGGCAAUCCAGGGUGCCAUCCAGGGAGAGAACGGGGAGGUGGUGCAAAUUGUCACAUCUGUGGCCACCUGAGAACUCUGUCUUGUUCAACAUAGUCCAGCUCCCUUUUUGACAGCAUCUCCCAACCAAUCUUGAUGAAAUAUCAAGAGAUCAAACUGCUCACAGUCUGAAAAGCUAUCAAGUAAAGGAACAACGUUUUAACAAACAUCUGAUGAAACACAGGGAAGAAGCAUUUCCUAUUUUUUUUUUGUUUUCCCCAACAAACUGUUCAACUUGUUGCCAACCAGAUGUCCCCAUGUGGAAAUGUUCUGAGAACUUGAAAAGAUCCUGAUAGGCUAAAAUCAGCUGUGGUCUCUCUGUUGUUUUCAUCACCAGGAGGACCUGACUCUCUGCAGAACACGCAGUGGGAUUACAAUGUGUUUAGGGAGGAUGCUGCUUAUGCAGACCAUCAGCCUGCCACUUCAUCAGCAGAGAUGCUUGUUUACAUCAGCCUUGGAAAACAGUGAAGUUAUUUGGAGUUAAGAUCCUUGGCUAACCCCCUGAAAAACCACAUGAGGGUCUUUAAAGCCCCCGAAUCCCACCUCAAACAUUACUAUGCUCCUUUUCCUGUCACUCUUGUCACGAUGAACUGCAACAGAAAGCAGUUUUAGCUGAGCAUAGCUACCCUUGCUUUUGUUUCAUUUGGUUCCUUGUCACUCUCCAUGAUUCAGUCCAUACUAUGUCUCCAGGCUGUGGUUGCUGCCUUCCUUACUUCCCUCAGCUUGUUUUUAUGUUGCUUGUUCCGCACAGCUUUUUUUGUUUGUUUGAUUUAUGUAAUUGUAUCAUAGCAAAAUAUUUGAAGGGCUUUAAUUUUGGAGGUAGAAGACCAUAAAAAUAGAAGACAUGGUGCCAGUGGUAGACAGCACAAGUGGCUUGGAGAAUACCAGGGAAACCCUGAAGUUGUUUAUUUCCCCCUGUUUUUUGUCUGUUGGAGAUACAUUCAUGUGAAUAAAACAUGUUUGUGGUUGCAAUAAAAGUGAGUUUUUACUUUUUUUUUUUUUUGCUUUUCCGCUACAUUUCUAACAGCUGUGGCUACCAAGAUGGCUUCAAAGAUUUCCAAGACAUGACUUCUCUUUCAUCCAUUACAAAAUAGACGAUUGAAGGCUGAUUUGGUUUUUGAGGUCUUGUCUUAUGUCAAGCUUAUUUGUUUAUUUUUUCUCAAGUAAAUAUAUAUCAUGUCAACUUUACUUACCAACAGAUUACUGUAAUGUUAGCAGUACUGCCACCAAAACAAAACAGAACCCUUUUUUACUGGUACUCUAAAAGGUUUUGCCCAGAAUGUUGUCAUUAAUUGGGUGCUCUAGCCAUGAAAGUUUAUUUUUAUCUGUAAUGAUAAUUGUUCAAGUGCACUCUGCUCGCUGUAUGUUCAUGCAUAUAUUUUUGGAGUAAAUGCAAAAGGAAUGUGUAUUUUGUGAGGUUGAUGAUCAACUAAUGAUGAAUUUCUCUGCAGCUGACAAUAAAAGAGAUCAGCGAGACAC
Molecule: messenger RNA, 3336 nt
Organism: Notolabrus celidotus (New Zealand spotty)
Lineage: Eukaryota; Metazoa; Chordata; Actinopteri; Labriformes; Labridae
Gene: banp
Product: BTG3 associated nuclear protein
Exons: 13
Coding region: 362-1891 (509 amino acids)
Biological process (GO): protein localization to nucleus; negative regulation of protein catabolic process
Molecular function (GO): DNA binding
Source: RefSeq, a predicted model, not a curated record